Molecule: messenger RNA, 1776 nt
Organism: Stylophora pistillata
Lineage: Eukaryota; Metazoa; Cnidaria; Anthozoa; Scleractinia; Pocilloporidae
Source: RefSeq, a predicted model, not a curated record
AUGGAUCUUUCUCCCAAGACAAACGUGGAAAUUGAUGGAGAAACCUUCGACCUUCUUACCCUUCCAAGUCCAAACAGUGUCAAGGUGCUAAUGGCUAAAAGCGAUCUACUUACUUCACUCGAUCUUGCAAGCCUUGCGGAUGACCUUGGAAAACUUGGUAGCUUUAUUCGUGUGGCGUACAAUGGUGUAGCAGGCAACACUGAGAUACAGAUUAAAGUACAGAAAGUUGGCUACAAGAUCACACACCUGGCUGACCAAUCGGCCGUCACUGUUCACAACUUUAAGAGAGCUUCGAACGAUGUAAUUCAGGAGAUCCGAGGCGCCUAUCAGUACUUGCUGGAUGGAUUGGAAGAGAUGGCGAUGGAAACUCUCUCGCAGUUGACUGACGUGGCGAAAGAAAUGGCCACGGCGGCGGAGAAGCUGCACGAUGACUUUGAGGAGGUAAAAAAAGAUGCAAUUGAUGCCCUACAAGAUACCCAGAGAGCAAAGGGCACUCAAGAGGAGAGAAAGAGAGCUCUUUUGAGAGAAAGAAAAGAAUUUGAAAUGCAGAAACAGAAGGCGCAAACGAUAGAGAAGAGAGCACUCGAAGCUGAAGACAAGGCGAGUGAGCUUUAUACCCAGGCUGAAAAAAGACAAGAAAAAGUGUUUGACAAGCAGGGCAGCAUAUUUGCAGCAUUGGCAGAUGGUUUGAUGAGUAUAGUGGGUGCUGUUAAGGCUGGACUAGGAGGAGAUUUUAAAGAGAUGAUGGAAAAACUGGAGAGCUUAGGCGACCAGUCAAGGUACAAAGAGGCCAUGAAAAUGGCAAACGAAGAAAAGAUGAAACACCUGGAUGAAAUGCAGAAGCAACGAGACAUGCGUCGAGACGCCCUUCUUCAGUGCAUAGAGUUCACAGAGAAGAUAAAGAGUUGCCGAGAUGAUGACGCUUUAGCAGAUGCCGCCAUCAACGCCUUGCACAACUCCAUUGGUGCUCUUAAAUCUCUCUCUGCCAUUAUGAUGAAUGCAGCCCAGUUCUGGCAUCAGAUGCAGAGCUCCUUCGGGUCUUUAGCGAAAGGGAACGUGCAACGGUUAGUGAAAUGUGCCAUGAAGGGGCCUGAAGAAACACGGCUGGAAGUUUGGACAGGGGAUCCUUUCAAAAGAAAAGUCCUGCGGGAAUAUAUCAAGUGGCUUGCUAUUGUUGGAGUGUGCGAAGAGUACAUGAAACAGAUCAAGGAAACUAGAAAAGAUCUUUACUCCUACCUGACAGAAAAUCCUACCAUCGAAGAGGCGAAGAAGAAUGUGCGCAAGCUAGCCGACAAGUUAGCUGCUGACUUGAAGAAAGCGAAUGAAGAGUUGGCAGAGAAGGAAAAGGAGGCACAAGAAGAGAGGAAAUCACUCGAGGACUCUAAAUAAAGGUGACACAACAAGCGUAUUUCCUCAUUGUGUAGUCGGACGUGUAGGUUAUAAAUGCUUCAUACAAUUUAUCGCCGAAGCGUAUUUACUCAUUGUAUAAUCGGACUUGUAGGUUAUAAAUGCUCCAUACAAUUUAUCGCCGAUUUUUGGUUUUAUCUCUGAAAUUUGGUUUAGUAAGCUUCAUGCUCAAAGUUGUUGUGGUUAGUUGGUUCUAUAGUUCCUGUUACAGAAUAAUGGCCUUGCUAUGAUAUUAACUUUCCCUGGAUUCCACCUUACGUGACUCCUGAGUUAAACCUUUUAGAACAAGUAUGAAGUUUUUUCAUUUAAAUGUAUCUAUCGUUUGAUCUUUUUAAUGACAUUGUUCUUGACAUUAAUCGCAAGCUCGCA